This is a messenger RNA of Durusdinium trenchii, 3771 nucleotides long. The record is from the annotation of a GenBank genome assembly. NCBI's taxonomy places the organism in Eukaryota, Dinophyceae, Suessiales, Symbiodiniaceae.
AUGCUAGCGACGCAGGAAUCUGCCUACCGGAGAGGCGUGCAGUUGCUGAGCUUUGGGUUUCUGGGUGUCUUUGGAGGCUUUCAGGCAGCCCAAGGGCUGCAAAGCUCGCUGAAUGCGAACCUGGGUGAGCUUAAUCUGGCAGCCCUGUAUGGCACGUUCUCCAUCCUUUGUUUAGUCGCCCCUCCUCUACUAGUCAACUUGGAGCAAUGCCUGGGGAUGCAACUCAUCUUGCUGAUUUGCUCUGCAGCGUAUUCGGCCAUGGCGCUCUCGAACUUGCUGGUGGUACCAGCUGAGCCCUCACCAGUCUGGGCGGUCCCUGUGGCUUUCAAUGUUCUCGUCGGGGUUGCAGCGCCGCUUCUUUGGACAGCGCAGAACACUUAUGUGGGUCGGAGCGCUGUUUCAGUGGCCAAGCUCUUGCAGGAGCCAACGGAGAAGUGGACCACCAGCUAUAACAGCCUCUUCUUCUCCAUUUACCAGUUCGCUGGCAUGAUUGGCAAUGUCUUGUCUUCGGUCAUUUUGUUGUCCUUGAAGGAGGUCGCCUGGGCGAAGGAGGCGCUCUUUGUGACCUUGGGACUCUUGAGCUUCGUUGGGGCCUUGGUCUUUCUGGCCAUGCCGACAGUGGAAGGAGCUAACGACAAGCAUGCUGGGAUCUUGGACACCAGCAGGUUGGCUGUGACGGAUGCCAAGGUGACGCUGAUGAUCCCGUUGAUGUUGACCAAUGGGAUGACCUUGGCCUUUUUCUUGGGAGACUUCCAAACGGAUGUGACCUGUCCGGUGGCUGGCUCUGGCUUCACUGGCUUGGUGAUUGCAAGCUUGUUCGGGGCCAACGGUUUAUGUUCCGCCUUUUGGGGGCAAAUGAUCUCAAGACGACGUGCUACGCGAAGGGCGGUCUUUUGCUUGGCCUCCCUACUCUUGGCUUUAUUCCUAGUACUGAAGAUAUUUUGGCAUGUUCCAACGAACUAUCGAUUGCCCGCUGGCAGUAUGAAGUGGGAGAUGAUCAGUGAACCUAAACCUUUGGAUGUCUUUGUCAUCUUCCUGUUGGCCGUGAUCUUCGCCGCAGGGGAUUCCUUCUUUGAGGCUGGACCACCGAUGACGCUACAGAGCUUCUACGCUGGAUCCAGCUGCCUAAUGCCAGCCAUGGCCAAUUACAAGCUUUGGCAGAGCUUGGGCUUCGCUAUCCAGUUCUUCAUCGCGAUACCUUUGAAGGACUUCCCAGUCCUCCGAGGAGGGAAGCAAAUCUUGGCGGACUUCCCCGAGCCGCGGAACGUGCCAGCGGCCGUUGCGGAUGCCUCCCAGCGGGGUCCUGGCCUGGGUGUCUUCACCAAUGCCGGCCUGGAAUCACCCGCGGGCAAAGGCCAUCCUGCAGCGGCGGCGGCGAUGUGUCAACGUGAACAUGUGCUGCGAGUACUGCGAUUGGGGCCUUUUCCAAGCAAUGCAGAGGUACAAGAAGCCCUGGCGCUGGAGAUGGACACUUGGCGGGUGACGCCGAAGCCUGCCACAGUGGUCUUAAGCGCCGUGGCCAAGAGGGGCUGGGCUUCUUUGGCACGUCAAGUGUUGCAAGUGAUGCUGAAGGAGACGUUGGAAGUGAAUGUUUUUCACUACACUACAGUCAUGGCAGCCUCGGACGAUUGGCACUUCUCCUUGGAUCUCCUUGAUGAAAUGCUGGGCUUCAAGAUCCAGCCAAACCAAUUCAGCUACAGUUCAGCUGCCACCAACUGUGCGACAAGUAGCUACUGGCACCUCUCGAUGGACUUGCUGUUUGCUGUGCCAUGCCAGAGAUUGUUUUUUGACCAAAUCAGCUUCAAUGCCGCCAUUGAUACCUAUCGCGGCGUGAACUGGGAAAGAGCCAUUGGCUUGCUUUUUGAGAUGCCCAGGCGACACCUCCGCUCGGAUGCUGUGGGCUUCGGCGCGGGGAUCAGCGCUCUUGAGCGAGGCAGCGAAUGGCCAGCAGUUCUGGAGCUACUGUUGCAGAUGCAGCAGAAACAGAUCAUCGUCAAUGAGAUUGUGGGCUCGGCGGCAAUCAGUGCCUGCGGACAGCAGGGAAGACAAUGGGAGACCGCGCUGAACUUCUUGGCUGAAUUGCUCAUGAGAACUUGUGGAACUCGCGCUGUCGACCGGAUUGCAUGGAAUGCUGCAGUGACCGCCUGCGAAGCGAGCUCUGAAUGGACACAUGCGCUAAAUAUCCUUGGUGAAAUGUGCUUAUAUGGAUGUCAACCAGACGUUGUGACCUACACUGCCUGCCUCACUGCAUGCCAAUCCCGGCAUCAAUGGCAGCAAGCUUUAGGGCUAUUUUUGGAGAUGGGGAAGAGGCGGCAGGUCCAGCCAAACAUCAUCGCCCUUGCGACGGUCGUGACUGCAUGCUCUGAGAGAGGAUGCCACCAAGAGGUGCUUCAGCUGCUCGAAGGUCGCAUUGGGCCGGAGCCUGAGUGCCCGGAGUGUCGGCAGGGAUUGGAACUGUGGAGCAAGGCCAUUGAUCUCAAGAUCGAACCCAAACUGUCACAGGAUUUUUUACCAAAAAGUGGGCAGCAAAUUUCCAAGCUUACAGUUGCAGUGCUGGAUUCGCAGACUUCACUUUACUUCCUUUCCUUUGGCCAUCCCUGGAGCUCAACUAAGCACCAUGGCCUGGGCUUUGUUGACGUGAUUUGGAAGCCAUCAGAUGAUCUGAUGGAGGCGCGACCGGAGCUAAGUGCUUUGUUGCAGAGCUCGCAGGAGCGAGCGAAGCCGCACGAACUGGAGCCGCCACCGGUGGAGGAGGCGAGUGCUUUGGACCCCUUCCGCUCUCCUCAUGGACUGGGCACUUUGGGGCUUCAGGGUCACAACGCUCACUCUUCGGCUUCACUGGCCUUUGCAAGGAGUUCGUACGAGGCUGCGCAGCUGGCUUAUGCCAGGGGUGAUCGAGCUGGGUACGAAGCAGCUGUGCGGGCCUACACUGCCCACACUGAGCAAGCAGCUUGGAGUGCCUAUGUCGAGCAAGAACGACUGGCUCAAGCAGCAGCGUACCACCACGCCUUACAUCGAAACUUCGAGGCAGCUCAGGCACAUGCUCUAUAUGCGGAAGCUGCCAGAUUGGAAGGUGCACAAGGUCUACCUCCGGUCAUGGAGCCCACAGGGCACCCGCAAUGGCCUGGCAUGGGUGCAGCUGCAGAUGCGACAGCACAGCUUGACGCCCUGAACGCCUUGAAGCGCCAUGGUGGCGAUGCUGGUGAUCGCGCGGCACCCACAGAGAAGGCCAUGCUUGGUGGCAGAGAAGAUGUGAUGGAGUUGCUGCAAUCAAUCCUUCCAUCAAAUGCAAGGAUAAACGUCGCGCCCGGCGCUGGCGCGCCGACGCCACAAGCCAGCGCGGCAGCGCUGCAAGGUGGAUUUCGGGGACGAGGCUAUGGAGUUCCUGGCACCCCUCAUGGAGUAGGCCUGGGAGAUCCAAGACUCAAUCCCGUGUUAGGAGCUCUGAGCCAGAUGAGCUCUUUGCCGCCAGAUCUUGCAGCCGCGUAUGCCGCUGCCAAGCCGGGAGCAGCUGGAGCUCAAUCUGGAGGUUGGAGACCGUCUCUGCGACCCUCCAUGUCUCCGGAGGAGCAGCUCCUUCAUGCGCACGCUGCACAGCAUGCUGCGGCUGCACAGGCAGCUGCCGGCCUGGCUGACGCCAGGCCACAGCCCCUGCAACCGGGAAUGACCAAUGCAGGCUUCGGAGCCGCGGGGGAUCCAGGAUGCAGUGGGCAUAAGGCAAAAGGUGGUCAGGACAGACAAAGCAAAGGAAAGGGCCGGCAUAAGGGCUAA